Messenger RNA from Branchiostoma floridae (Florida lancelet), 3068 nucleotides. Its product is annotated as nuclear protein MDM1-like. Gene Ontology annotation, biological process: negative regulation of centriole replication. Gene Ontology annotation, molecular function: microtubule binding. The transcript is spliced from 19 exons. The record is from RefSeq and is a predicted model, not a curated record. Lineage: Eukaryota; Metazoa; Chordata; Leptocardii; Amphioxiformes; Branchiostomatidae. Bases 194 to 2575 code for a protein of 793 amino acids.
AUGUGCGGGUGGUAGGGACGCCAAGGCGCGUACGAAAGCGUUGUUGUCCCGGCUGAGUUUGUUUUGAAUGGGAGAUCACCAGUUCUGACGCCCUCUUCAGCUCAGAAUCUACUCCCAGGUACUCACAAGCUUAUCAAUAGACAACAUCUCCACGCACAGAGAGGCACAGAGAUCCUAAGGAACGAAGAAAACCAUGCCCGUGAGGUUCAAGGGUCAUUCAGAAUAUGACACUAAUUACAAAUGGCUGGAGUCUCGCAAGUCAGCGGCAUACCAACCAACCAGGGAGGAGCUGGCCAGGGAGGCGGGGCUACGGUCCGCAGAGCUGGGCAUCCUUCAGGAACCACCUCUGCAGUCUAAGAAGCGCGUGGCUCCCCAACCCUCUGGCCCUCUUCAUGAACCAAAGCUGCAGUCAAAGAAGCGGGUGGAUCAAUCCCCCUCUGGUAUCCUGCAUGAACCCCAGAUGCAAGCCAAGAAGCGUGUGGGAACGUAUGCGCCAACCGUUCCGUUUGCGCUCGAGUGGGAGGACCCCCUCCAGCCACCUGACGUGGUGAUAUCCAAGGACCCACCUGUCACCGAGAAAGUGCGAGAGUCACUCGAGAAAAUGAAGACUUACAAGAUUGAAAAGAAGCUAAGGGAGAAGGAGAAGAGAAGGAGAGAGGAGAAGAGAAGGUUGGAAGAGAAGUAUGACCCGCCGACCCCACCAGCUCCACGGCCAGAUAAGACACGUGAGACUGAGAGGCCACGGGAGAGGCCGCGAGAGGAGAGAGUACCAGAGAGGAAGCCCACUAAAGAGAGAGGACAAGGAGACAAGGCAAGACAGAAACAGGGGGAUAGAAAGGAGGAGAAAGGUGGAAAAAAAGAUGAAGGGAAGGAGGAGAAGAAAGAGAAGCGGAACCGUGCCCUUGAGAUGAAGGCUGGUGUGAAGGCAGAUCGCAGGAAGAUUCCCACGAUGCUGUCUGAGUACCAGCGCCAGUUUUACGAGCAGCAGAAGCUGAAGGAUGAGUCGCCAGUGAUGGCAGCAGACCAGAUGGUGUAUAACUCCAACCCGGCGAUGGCUCCGUACCGCUCUGAUCUCAUCCCCCGCGCCACAGAGUACAACAGGCAGUUCAAGGUUCCCAAACGUGUGGCCGUGGCAGAGAGCGUGUCCAGCGACAGGAGCAGGGACAGGAGGAAGAAGUCUAAAUCCUCAAAAAAAGAGAGGAGGGCUAGAUCCCUCUCCCCGGAUCGGCUCCCACCGGCCGGCAAACCCACCGAGUUCAUGCCUGUAGUCUGGAACGAUCCUCGACCAAUCAAAAACUUUGGCUACCUGAAAAAGUCGCCCCACAAGCUAGAUAACCCACACCCCAAAAACUGGAAUUGGAGAUCAGAGUACCACUCCAACUACAAGUCGCCGACCAGUUUUGAGUACAGGGGCGGGACAUGGAGAGGUGCUGACCCACCACACCUACAGCCUAGAAAGGAGCCUGUCUUGGACAUACCUGCACAAAGUGAUAAUAAAGAAUGGUACAGUGAGGUCAUGGAGCUGCGUAAGAAAGCUGACGACUACCGCCGGCGCUCCCACGGGACACACUUCUCCCGCGACCAUCUCCUGCAGCUGAUGGCCCGGCAGAACGACAUGUGGGACCAGUCAGAGAGCGAGAGCACCGUGUCCGCCCUGUCACUGGCUUCAGAUCCUGUAGACAAGGGCCAUGCCAGAAGACAUCAGAGACCAUCAGAGCCACCCAAACGUUCAGCCCAUCCUGCUGAGAAGCCACGCCCACGUCACAGGUCAGUAUCCUCCUCACCUGAAGAAGAGAAACGACCAGUUCAGAGGAAGCUGGCGUGGGACGAGCAAGGGGGAGGGGACAGGGCAUCCAGGAACAGGGAUAGAAGGGAUGUAGUUGGCAGAAGAAGGGUACGGGUGGUGGAGGAUACAGACAGUGAAAGUGAACUCGGGAGUGAGUCUGUCACAAGCAUUGGCAGCAUCCCCAGCCAGGGGCGGGGCAGCCACGCCUCAGCGUCCUACAGUGAGAACACCUCCACGGCAACACUGAUAGAGGGCGAUGACGAUGACGGCAGGGUGGCCACCCCGGAGCUGAAGCAGGUCCACGCACCAGUCAGGAGGCAUCACUACGACAGAACCACACCUGCUAUUGGAGGUGCAUUGCUGGUGAAGUCUCCCCCUCCUGCCAGGAAACACACCAGUCCUGCCAAGACACAGCCAGCUCACAGGCCAAAGUCAGCCCCUGCCCCAAAGCCCUCUCGCCCUGCUGGGAAGACCUACCACGUAGCAGACAUGUACCGCAGCCUGUCCCCCACAGCCGGCCAGCCCACGCCUGACCCCUACCCUCUGCGGGAGGAUGGGUAUGCCCCGGGAUCUCCGAUGGAGCAGCGCUAUCCAGCCCGUAUCAGGACACAACCUGUCUCAGCGUCGGGACAGAAUGGCCGCCCCAUGACGCCACCACAUCUAGAUGACGAUCGAAUGUCUCUCAUCUCUGAACGGUCGGCCUCAAGCCUGUCCAUUGCAUCCUCUGUUCUGGAACGUGCACAGAAACGACGUGACCAGUUCUGGGGGAAGGGGGAGCAGGGAAGGUGAAGACGUCUCAGAAAAUUCAGCAGUAUCUCUUGACAGAUAGCCUUGUUGUCUGUUCUUGUCCAGGACCAUGCAUACAUGUAAGAUACAGUAUUGUCAUUCCACAGAAUCCACCAACGUUAUAUGCCUUGCUGCUUCAGUGUACACUUGCCAAAGCGGUGUAUCAGGUUCUGGUGAUACAUUUUAUAGAAGUGUGAACAGGUCUUCAAGACUGCGUACGGGUGUUGUUCUUUUAAAUUGAAAUAGUUGCAGGUAGAUUGCAGACACGUGCUGUACAAUACUGAUGUAUUUUUGGAAAUGAAAAUUGCCAGUUUGAGUCUUUGACAACAAAGUUCUGGUGUGCUGCUAAAGACUAAAAGAUUUAAAAGAUGUAUUUCAAUUUGCAGUGUAUCAUUUGUAGUCUUUUGUUGUAAUCGACUGCAAACUUUUUGUCAUUAAGUGUUCAGUAGGGUAUGGUGUUGAAAAGUAGAAAUAUAUCCUGUAUGGAAACGUGAAA